UACCAAAUCUAAACCUUCUCUUCUCAUUGUUCUUCCCUUUCUCCAUGGCAAUGGCAAAGGCAAGCUUUCUCAUAAUCUUCACUCUCGCAUUCUGUUUAGCCCUAGGUUCUUCGAAAUCUCACAAAUACUCGAAAACGAUCUCUCCCUCUUCCUUGGGGCUCAAGAAAGAGAAGCUGAGCCACCUCCAUUUCUACUUCCACGACGUUCUGAGCGGCCAAAACCCUACCGCCGUGAGAGUGGCCGCAGCCGCUAUGACCAAUACUUCACGCUCGUUCUUCGGCUCCGUCAUGAUGAUGGACGACCCUCUGACCUUACUGCCCGACCCGAAAUCGAAAACCAUAGGAUACGCGCAGGGAAUAUACGCCUCGGCUUCUCAGACCGAGGUCGGGUUGCUGAUGGUUCUGAACUUUGUGUUCAAGGAAGGGAAAUACAACGGGAGCACGCUUAGCGUUCUCGGGCGUAACGCCGUGUUUUCGGGAAUAAGGGAAAUGCCGAUCGUUGGGGGAAGCGGUGCCUUCCGGUUCGCGAGAGGAUACGCGAAGGCGAAGACUCAUAGCCUUGACAUGAACACGGGAGAUGCUGUUGUCGAGUACAAUGUCUACGCUUUGCAUUAUUGAACGAACCAUGUCUCUGUGUGUGGUCACAUUGUGUGCUUUUAAUUAGUCUUUAUCAUAUCUUUUGUUGCUUUUAUAUACGGUUUGAUGGACCGCUUAAUUAUAUGGAAAAGAUUGGCUAUUAACUUUC
Messenger RNA from Tarenaya hassleriana, 744 nucleotides. RefSeq names its product dirigent protein 22-like. The record is from RefSeq and is a predicted model, not a curated record. The transcript has a single exon. NCBI's taxonomy places the organism in Eukaryota, Viridiplantae, Streptophyta, Magnoliopsida, Brassicales, Cleomaceae. Bases 45 to 617 code for a protein of 190 amino acids.